Messenger RNA from Haliotis rufescens (red abalone), 480 nucleotides. RefSeq names its product ER membrane protein complex subunit 6-like. Bases 9 to 359 code for a protein of 116 amino acids. Gene Ontology annotation, biological process: protein folding in endoplasmic reticulum; autophagosome assembly. The transcript has 5 exons. Gene Ontology annotation, cellular component: endoplasmic reticulum; EMC complex; membrane. The record is from RefSeq and is a predicted model, not a curated record. Lineage: Eukaryota; Metazoa; Mollusca; Gastropoda; Lepetellida; Haliotidae.
GAAGAAAAAUGGCGACCACCAUCGCAGUCCGUACGCGAAAGAGCCGCCGGGCAGAUGUGGUGGCAUACAGUGAACUGGCCGUGCGAGGAAAUGCUUCCAUCAUUGAGUACUGCCGGACAUCUCUGUCGGCGCUGUCGGGGGCCACGGCUGGUAUCCUGGGAUUGACCGCUCUAUACGGUUUUGCUUUCUACUUCAUCACAGCCUUCCUGUUGUCAAUGAUGCUGUUGAUAAAGGCAGGGUCCAGAUGGAACAGUUUCUUUGUCAGCAGGAGGAUUCCCUUCUUCAAUGGAGUCUUCGGGGGCUUAUUCACAUAUGUUUUAUUCUGGACGUUUUUGUAUGGCAUGGUCCAUGUAUACUAGCAGAGACCGAGGAGGAAGAUCUGAGCCGUGUCGACCCUUCAUUCCUCACACCGAUCAUAAAUAUAUCUCAUUCUGUAUAUAGCCAGUGUCUAUUGUGCAAUAAAUUAUUGUGUCAAUGUCA